AGGAGCACUAUAUAGCCUGGGUGCACUCCUCCGCUGAGUGACAGUGCCCUGUGCUCGGUGACAGGAAGCAGUCCAGUCCUUGCCCCGGAGUGACUCGCUGCCUGCAGCCCAGCGGGGUGGACGAGCCGCGGCCAUCCGGAGCCUCCAGUGAUUGCGGCCGGGCGCGGCUGUGUGUGAGUGCAGAGGCGGAGUAUGAGACGCUGACAGGCGGCAUGGAACAAGCAGGAAGGUCCGCUCUGGAGCAGCGCAGCCCGGUCAGCAGGCAGCAGGACGAGCGGCCGGAGCCAUGCGGACCCCCAGCCGGGGACAGCGGCUCUGCGCAGACAUCAGCCAUUCAGAACAACCAUCCUGAGCAGAUCUUACGGAAUGACUAUGAAAAAAUGGGGACACUUUUUGGUGAAAUUAACAAAAUUCUACUGGACACUGGCUUCUCCCGGAUGUACUUUGGUGAAAGGACUGUGGAACCCGUGCUCCUGUUGUUUUUCGGGGUCAUGCUUUGGUUCCUUGGCUUACAAGCUCUAGGACUGGUGUCUAUACUCUGCCUUGUUAUUAUUCAUAUACAGUCAUGAUGACCUGUGGCACUGCAAUGUUUUAUGUAAGAGUAAUAUAUUCAAAAAGACCUUAAUCUUAAAGAACAUGGCACAAUAUUUUUAAUUCAGAGAGUCCUCUGUUAACCUAUUCUUUAUGUAUAUGUUUUGCAUUGCAUUGAACAAUUAAAACCGGUUUCC
This is a messenger RNA of Bufo bufo (common toad), 728 nucleotides long. RefSeq names its product family with sequence similarity 241 member A (gene FAM241A). Gene Ontology annotation, cellular component: intracellular membrane-bounded organelle. The transcript has 2 exons. Bases 213 to 569 code for a protein of 118 amino acids. The record is from RefSeq and is a predicted model, not a curated record. Lineage: Eukaryota; Metazoa; Chordata; Amphibia; Anura; Bufonidae.